AUGAAAGAUGGUGUCGGCGUUUCCAACAUUAAUGGCUUUGUCAAUGUUUCAUUUUCAAAAAAUGGAUUUUCCUGUGACAACAUUGAAGCUCUGGAAUGCUGGAAACCAGUGUUUGAGAAACUAAUCCGUCCAAGAACUGAUAAUGGUAUUGGUAUGGAUAUUUGGUCACUUCAGCCUUUAGAAACUGCUUCCGAGUUAAGGUUUAGAGAUAUCAAGAACCUGAAUUCAUCUCAUUGGAUUCGCGAGGCGAUCUUCACGAAAAUCUCCCCGAAUCGUUCUGUUUCGAGUUCUGAUACCGCAAAGAGUUGUAGAAAUGGUGAGAUGGUUCUGAAAUACAAGUGGGAUUUAAUUGAUAGUCUUGAGCCAUUAGCAGAGAAAGAGCCUCGAGAAGAUUGGACUGAAGCCCAGAAACAUCAAGAAGCAAUCAAGUCAUUCUACUGUACCCAAAGCAAAACAAGGAAUUUCAGAUCUACGUUGAUUGAAGCAGAUAAAGCUUUUCAUGAAGAGUACAAAAAUAAGAAAGGGAUCACUCUGUUGCCAUACGCAGCAUGGAUUAAGAAUUCCACAUUGUUGUUUGGGACAAGAAACAAAAGGAGGGAAUACACGGGCAAGAUUCAACAAGAGGAAUCGAUUGCGCAGGAUUAUGUUGGCGAACAGAACAAGUUCAGGCGUUCGAUUUUGCUAAUUGGUUGACCAGGUCAUUUACAAAGCAAGAUUACGUGGGAUGUGGAAGGAACUGAAAUAGAUUUGGUUCCUAAAUUAGUAGAAACAGGUG
Oldenlandia corymbosa var. corymbosa is the source of this 775-nucleotide messenger RNA. NCBI's taxonomy places the organism in Eukaryota, Viridiplantae, Streptophyta, Magnoliopsida, Gentianales, Rubiaceae. The record is from the annotation of a GenBank genome assembly.